UCAGAACUUUCGGCGGCUGAAGCCAGUCCCGCGGAGAAACCACCUCCAGCUCGCCAUUUUUCCCAGGCCGUCCACCAGCCCCAGCGCAGGGCGGCAGUUUCUGUGAAGUGUAUAGACCAGUCAACCCGCGGCACCGCUUCUCUUGACCAAUAGGAAGUGGGAUAAAGCUCAAAGGCGGAAACUGUGGCUACAUGAGCAGGCAUCAGAGCCAAUCAACCCUGGGCCUCGUUCCCGACCGCCAACCAGCGGCGAGAACGGGUCUGGGGGCGGGAGGCCGGAGCAGCUGUCAGGCUGAAGUCUGGAGAGCAACGCGCGCCACCGCAGCUGUAGGAAGUGCGUAGCCGGGCCGGGCCCUGGAGAUGGUCCCCGGCGCCGCGGGCUGGUGUUGUCUCGUGCUCUGGCUCCCCGCGUGCGUCGUGGCUCACGGCUUACGCAUCCAUGAUUAUUUGUACUUCCAAGUACUGAGUCCUGGGGACAUUAGAUACAUCUUCACAGCCACACCUGCCAAGGACUUUGGUGGUAUCUUUAACCUUCAGAGGCCUGCGGGGAACUCAGCAACGGUUUCUUCAUCCAGGACCAGAUCGCUCUGGUGGAGAGGGGGUAAGGAGCAGCAGGCACAGCAACAAGGGGAGGGAGACACAGAUAGACUCAGGGGCUGCUCCUUCCUCUCCAAGACCCGAGUGGUACAGGAGCAUGGCGGGCGGGCAGUGAUCAUCUCGGACAAUGCAGUUGACAAUGACAGCUUCUACGUGGAGAUGAUCCAGGACAGUACCCAGCGCACAGCUGACAUCCCUGCUCUCUUCCUGCUCGGCCGAGACGGCUACAUGAUCCGCCGCUCCCUGGAACAGCAUGGGCUGCCAUGGGCCAUCAUUUCCAUCCCAGUCAAUGUCACCAGCAUCCCCACCUUUGAGCUGCUGCAACCGCCUUGGACCUUCUGGUAGAAGAGUUUGGUCCCACAUUCCAGCCAUAAGCAACUCUGGGCUGGGAGGGGGAAUCCAGGAAUUCUGCUGUUUAGGUUUAAGGAUAGCAUUUGGGGACAGGUAGAAGAAAAAGGCCUGGGCCUUGGUUUUGCUAAAGAAAACCACACCACUGGCCUUCCCUUCCUCAGGGCCCCCAAACGUGUCUCAUGCUAGGGGGAACAGGCAAUAGCCAGUCCCCAGGGCUUCUUGGUUAGAAUCUGGAACAAAAGGGGCUAAAGGUGGUCAUCUGUGAUCUGUCACACCCCAUCUGGCUCCAGCCUUCCUCACCCACGGUCUCCUCAGUGUCCUUCACAGCACUUGGUGAAGUGGUCUAAGGAGCUGGUGUUUGAGGACUUAAUAAACCCUCACGGACUUUUUAGCAAUAAAGCCUCUCAUCAGGGUU
Manis javanica (Malayan pangolin) is the source of this 1362-nucleotide messenger RNA. The record is from RefSeq and is a predicted model, not a curated record. NCBI's taxonomy places the organism in Eukaryota, Metazoa, Chordata, Mammalia, Pholidota, Manidae.